Molecule: messenger RNA, 1352 nt
Organism: Sinocyclocheilus anshuiensis
Lineage: Eukaryota; Metazoa; Chordata; Actinopteri; Cypriniformes; Cyprinidae
Product: EF-hand calcium-binding domain-containing protein 11-like
Exons: 6
Coding region: 120-674 (184 amino acids)
Molecular function (GO): calcium ion binding
Source: RefSeq, a predicted model, not a curated record
CUAUGUACUUCAACUGAAGUACUCUGCAUAGACAACCAAUCCCUCACAUCCAUACGGUUUCUAUGCAAACAUCUACAACUUUCAAGAAGCCUUCAGAUUUUUAUAUCUAGGUUUUCAGAAUGCAAAUAUUCACAACUGGAAGAAGCGUUAAGAUUGAGAGAGAAAUAAGCAACGCCGAGAGGAAAAAAAUUGAGUUGGUUUUCCAUCAGUGUGAUGUGGGUCAGAAAGGUUAUUUGUCCAGAGAAGAUCUUAAGAUAGCGGUUGUCAUGCUUUUUGGAUACAAGCCAUCAAAGUCAGAGACAAAUGUUUUGAUGGAGAAUGGCACUAUUAAAGACUGUCCAGGGGUCCUGCUGGAGCGGUUUGCAUCUCUCAUGGGGAGGAAGAUGUCAGCAGAAGAUCCAUAUGAGAAGACAAGGCAGAUCUUCAGAGCAUUUGAUGUACACUGUCGUGGCUUCUUGAAGCUGGAUGACUUCAAAAGCGCCUUCAAGCGAGUUGCCCCUCGUCUGCCGGAGAGGACUGUGCUGGAGGCUUUCCGGCAUGCAGAUCGGGAUUCUGAUGGUCAUAUCAGCUUCAAGGACUUUGAAAAUGUCAUCAGCUAUGGUUUGGCGAACAUCUGCAGCUCCACACAAAAUAAGAGUCUGGAAACUGCUUCUGAAAACAAUACAUCAAACUAGAUCUCCCAUAAAACAAUACGUAUUCACAUCCUUGCGAGUUUUCCCCCCUUUCUUUUUGGCUUUUAAUUGAAAGCUUUGACAGUCAGGUGUUCACAUUGACUCUUCAAUAGAUAAUUGUUAGCAAUUUAGAGAAAACCGUUUGGCCUUGUCUGUUGAAAGCCAGAGUAACCUCAAAUGCUUGAUACUUGGGUUUGAUGAUGAGUUUUGAUGUUGUAUCGAUCCAUUUGGACUGAGGCUGCACCACGUAAUAGAGAAGCACACAUUUUUAUUGUGCAGUUGCCUUACAAACUACAUUAAAUUUAACCCAGCCUCUCAGGGUCUACUUCACUAGAUGCGGGAACAAUAUUCCCAUCCCAGCUUUCUGAUAUUCUGUACUCUGUGUCUCUUAAAAUGAAUUCUGUGAGUUCUGUCACCCCAUUUUAUGGCAAGUAAGGGGUCGGAUCUUUAAAAUUCUCCUUCCUCGUUCAAUUUCCAUCUGCAAAAUAGGCAGGUUGGCUUAAAAUUGAAUAUUAACUAGCACAUUCAGAUUCUGUUUUUGCAGAACUCCCUGCUAGCGACAUACAGUAUAUUAAAAAGCCCAAGCGUGCUCGUUCAGGGAGGAUUUUAUACAACUCGUCUUGUUACAUGCGAUUAUGGAACUGUAAAUACUUGUUUGUGUUUCGAGAGAUUUGCUGCACU